CAGAGGUAGAAGUUACGAAGUUUAACGAGGAGUUUUUUAGCCGCAAAAAACCGUGAAAAUUUUUCUGCACAAAUAUCCAGUAGCUAGUAAAUUUAUUAUACACGUCAAAAACGGAUAACAAAGCGCAUUACCAGCGAUUAAAUCACUGACAGCUUUGCACAAUGGCAGGGGCAAUGAUGUUUGACCGCGCUCAGUCGCUGCAGAUGAACCGUCAGGACCUCUCCAAGAUUGCUGCCGACUUGGAAGUUGAUGAGAAUGACGAGGAGCAGAUUCGUCAAAAAGAGCAAAAAAUCAUGGAACUCGGUGAGGCCUAUAAAAAGGAAGGAAAGGCCAAAGAGUUGGCUGAUCUUAUUAAAGUGACCAGGCCUUUCCUUAGCUUCUUGAGCAAAGCAAAGGCAGCCAAACUGGUUCGAUCGUUGGUGGAUCUCUUCCUGGAUCUAGAAGCAGAAACCGGAAUCGAAGUGCAACUUUGCAAGGAAUGUAUCGAGUGGGCCAAGCAAGAGAAGCGCACGUUCCUGCGGCAAUCAUUGGAAGCGAGACUAAUUGCAUUAUACUUUGACACCGCCAUGUACACGGAAGCUUUAGCUCUCGGCAGUCAACUACUACGGGAACUUAAAAAGCUGGACGAUAAAAAUUUGUUGGUCGAGGUGCAACUACUUGAGAGUAAGACUUAUCAUGCACUUAGUAAUCUUCCGAAGGCCCGUGCCGCAUUAACCUCCGCUAGGACAACAGCGAAUGCAAUCUACUGUCCGCCGAAGGUACAGGCAACGUUGGACUUACAGUCUGGAAUUCUGCAUGCAGCAGAUGAACGAGAUUUUAAGACAGCCUUUUCCUAUUUUUACGAAGCUUUUGAGGGCUUCGAUAGUGUCCAGAGCCAGAAGGCGUUGACUGCGUUGAAGUACAUGCUGUUGUGCAAGAUUAUGCUCGGCCAGAGCGACGAUGUCAACCAAAUUGUCAGCGGGAAAUUGGCAAUCACCUAUUCCGGACGAGAUAUCGACGCCAUGAAGGCAGUUGCUCAAGCCUCGCACAAGCGCUCGUUGGCUGAUUUUCAGGAUGCACUGAAACAGUAUAAGCACGAACUGGAGGAUGACGUGAUUGUGAAGGCGCAUCUCGGCACCUUGUAUGAUACGAUGCUGGAGCAGAAUCUAUGCCGCAUUAUCGAACCGUACGCUCGCGUCGAGGUCAACUUUAUAGCAGAGCAGAUUGCCCUGCCGAUCGCCCAGGUGGAGAAGAAGCUGUCGCAGAUGAUCCUGGACAAAAAAUUCAGCGGUAUCUUGGAUCAGGGCAUCGGAGUACUGAUCGUAUUCGAAGAAACCCCGGUAGAUAAAACGUAUGAAACCGCUUUAGAAACGAUACAACAUAUGGGAAAGGUAGUAGACACACUGUACCAGAAGGCCAAGAAGUUGACGUAAAUAGCAACUGAAGCGUGCUCCACAUUGUAUAGGUACUUUUUCUAUUUAGGUUGUCCCCUUGUUCGGCGCUUCGAAGAUUUAAUGUAGGUUUUUGUCAUUUCAUAAUAAAUUGGCGAGCAUUCGACUUUUUUUUCUCACAAAUACUAACUAUAAUGAUCAAACGAAACACUCCUUGCAGGGCAGUGUCGACUGUUUGCCAUCACAAUUCUGGACAAAGAAAAACAUGUUUAACAGAAUUGCAACUUGAAAAAAUUGAAUAAGGUUUAUAAAGUUAAUUAAUGAUUACUCAAUUUUGACAUACCAUGAAUGAGCUGCGAGAAACAAUGUUGUUGGAUUGAUGCAGCGUGGCGCAACAGUAUCCGAUUCUUUAGCAAAGAAGUGCUUUCUUAACAGUAACAUGGUUUAGUAAGACCGUAAAUUCAGCAAA
Sabethes cyaneus is the source of this 1839-nucleotide messenger RNA. It is a transcript of the gene Rpn6, whose product is annotated as 26S proteasome non-ATPase regulatory subunit 11. Gene Ontology annotation, biological process: ubiquitin-dependent protein catabolic process. Gene Ontology annotation, molecular function: structural molecule activity. The record is from RefSeq and is a predicted model, not a curated record. Bases 162 to 1412 code for a protein of 416 amino acids. Lineage: Eukaryota; Metazoa; Arthropoda; Insecta; Diptera; Culicidae. The transcript is spliced from 4 exons. Gene Ontology annotation, cellular component: proteasome regulatory particle, lid subcomplex.